AUGAUGAGCAAGAUUGGCGAGUUGAGUCGGCAGCAAUGGCGAGCAUCUACGAGAAUUCUUAUUUCACUAUCACCGCGGCUACGGCACGGGCCGACGAGGAAGGUUUCCUCAAGGAGAGACCAGAAUGCCAUCUAUCCCGUGGUGUCACAAUGGGCAUCUCGUCCCGUGAAAGAAUUCGGCAUGAAAGCAACAACAAUCAGGAACCCAUUUGGUCGCUAG
Messenger RNA from Colletotrichum gloeosporioides, 219 nucleotides. RefSeq lists its product as uncharacterized. Bases 1 to 219 code for a protein of 72 amino acids. The transcript has a single exon. NCBI's taxonomy places the organism in Eukaryota, Fungi, Ascomycota, Sordariomycetes, Glomerellales, Glomerellaceae. The record is from RefSeq and is a predicted model, not a curated record.